Molecule: messenger RNA, 597 nt
Organism: Pararge aegeria (speckled wood butterfly)
Lineage: Eukaryota; Metazoa; Arthropoda; Insecta; Lepidoptera; Nymphalidae
Exons: 3
Source: RefSeq, a predicted model, not a curated record
UUAAGCUUAUUUCUUCAUCCACAGCUACUUUUCUGCCUGGCGGUUUUUCUCGCAAUACUCGUCUCACACACAGAAGGACGAACCAAAAAGGUGGUCAUCCACGUCCCAUACAAAGUGAAGAAGAUCAAGCACACGCACACGGUUUACAAGACAGUGCAUCACCAUCACACCCACCACGACCAUUCGGACCAUCUCGAGCACUUGGAUCACUUGGAUCACUACGAUCACUUGGACCACUUGCCACCAGCUGAAGAGCACGAACAUUUCCACCACAUGCAUCUUCUCGAUGACGCACCGAUCAAAUCACAUAGUCAACCAGUCCCGAUGGUAGAGAUCCCGGAGUUCUUACCCGAUGGUCCAUUAAACCUGCCUUUGGAACUAAAUAAUCUACCAUACCAGGAUAUACCAGGGAUACCGAAACGGCUCAACAUACCUUUGUUCAGACGUGAUGACAAAACUUUGGCUUACUUUGUAACUUCAGGUCGACCUGUUGAUCCAACUUUGAAUCCGACACUUCCUAGUUUAUACCAAUAAAACAAAGCGACCAAAUUUCUUGGGCGUUGUUCUGUCAUAAUCUAAAUUGUAGUCUAACAGAAA